Molecule: messenger RNA, 1347 nt
Organism: Halteromyces radiatus
Lineage: Eukaryota; Fungi; Mucoromycota; Mucoromycetes; Mucorales; Cunninghamellaceae
Exons: 2
Coding region: 163-1266 (367 amino acids)
Source: RefSeq, a predicted model, not a curated record
UUUUUUUUUCUUUUAAAUUUUUUUCUUUUUUUUUUCCUCCCUUUUGGCGAAAUUUCCAUUUUCUCUCUGUCUCUCUCUCUCUUUUCUCUCUUUCUAUUUAUUUAUAUCAAUCCUCUCACCUUUUUUGUCAAAAGCGUUUGUCAAUAAACGUAAAGACUGGUAAUGUCAACUACAGAACUAUUACUUCCUUCUUCGUCUUUCCUUCGUCAUCGAAAGAGUGUUUUACACGAAACAGAUUCUACGACUGAUCUGCCGCCAUUGUUACACACUGCACAUCGAAAAACAGCCAAACAGCGCUGGUCUGCUUGUUUUGCAUUUAUCUUUAAACGGUCCAAAUCCAAAUCUGAAGUCAACAUCACCACCAAUGACCAAGAAUGGAUAGCACCUUCCAUCACUACUGUACAUGAAACGGAGAUAGUACAUGAUGAUAUUGAUGACGGUGCCACUGAUGAUACUACCAUUGAUGAUGAUUCUGAAAAUCUUAUUGAAACAAGAAAGUAUCAUUAUGCUUCCUCCUUACCACCUACUCCCGUAUCCUCACUAUCACCACCACCUCGACAUGCGAUGACCCGGCAAAUCAGAGCAAAAAGUUUGACUCCUUUAGAUCACUCUUAUACUGACCUACCCUCUUCUUUCUCCUCUAUACCCACCUUACCUACAUCUAUGGCUAAUCUAUCGACAACACAAUCAUCUACUCCAUCUUCACCAACAACUACAUUACCACUUUUAUCACCAUCACCACCACCACCACCACCACCGCCAAGAUAUGCCAUUCCUCGUGCACCAGCUCUUCGAUUAUCUUUGGAUGUAGAUCUUCAUCGUCAAUCUUAUACUUCAUCUGUUUAUUCAUCCUAUAGUGGAAUACAAGACAUCAUUGAUGAUGAUGAUGAUGAUGAUGAUAAUACAACAACAAAAUGCAAUACUCUUGUGGAAACUCAACAAGAUGAUGAUUUCAAACCAUCCACCAGUUCUACUUUGAUUGAACGAAGAAGACAACGACGCCAACAACAACAGGAUCAGAGAUUACGUACAAGUAUGAAUGAAGAUGGUUCGUAUAAUCAAAUUGGAAAAGAUAAGGCUCAAUAUGAUGCAGUGGUGGCUUCUACUUUAUCUCAUCAUCGUCAUCAUAAUGAUAAGCAAGAUAUGUUGACCAUGGAACCCAUUUCGACAAUCAUCACUCCAUCUCUUUUGGAUACCCCUCCUGCUUCAGCUCGAUGGAUCAAAUCUACUACCACUCCAUCGUCGCCACCACAGUAUUUGGUUUAGAUUCUCAUUAGAAUAGUUCCCCCCAAUUCGUCCUCCUUUUUCUUAUUUACGGAUAUCACAUUAUUAUUCUUUUUUUUUUUU